AUGGGCCCACCAAACUUCAGCGGUCCUCCUCCUGGUUCGGGAUUCACUGGUCAUCCUCCCGGACCGGAAUACCCUGGACAGCCUCCAUCCAACUUCAGUAGUCAGCCUUCCGGCCCACCGUUCAGUGGUCCACCUGGACCAAAUUACUCGGGUUCCAACAGACCGCCGUUUGGUCCACCAUUCAACGUUCCCCCUGGGACACCUGGGAGCUCACAACCCGGUCCGCCACCUGCAGCGCAUUCUAGUUUGCCUCCAGGGGUUCCUCCUCCAGUGCCGCCGGCGAAUUGCCCUCCGAUGGGUGGUCCACCUCCGGGAGCUUCGCCGGGUUUUCCGUUACAUUUAAUGCCACCCCCACCGAUGUCAAACCUGACGGUUAUGCCACCAGGACUUCCACCGUUUCGGAGUGGAUUACCUUUCGUACCCCCUGCGAUGCCGAUAGGGCAUCUAACACCGAAAGCUCCAUCAACGACCCAAGUUAAGGUUGGAGAAGAUAUUUGGGUCGAAAAUCUUACCGCGGAGGGGAAGUCUUAUUAUUAUAACAUGCGCACGCGUGAAACCCGUUGGGAUCGUCCCGAAGGUGUAACGCUAGUAAAACAGGAUGAGGUGGAACAUCCGGCUAAGCAAUACAUAGGUAUCAGUUUACAAAGCGUAUUCGCUGAAGUGAACGUCUAA
Messenger RNA from Echinostoma caproni, 672 nucleotides. The record is from the annotation of a GenBank genome assembly. NCBI's taxonomy places the organism in Eukaryota, Metazoa, Platyhelminthes, Trematoda, Plagiorchiida, Echinostomatidae.